Molecule: messenger RNA, 9249 nt
Organism: Zalophus californianus (California sea lion)
Lineage: Eukaryota; Metazoa; Chordata; Mammalia; Carnivora; Otariidae
Gene: ZNF274
Product: zinc finger protein 274
Exons: 8
Coding region: 7641-9215 (524 amino acids)
Biological process (GO): negative regulation of transcription by RNA polymerase II
Molecular function (GO): RNA polymerase II cis-regulatory region sequence-specific DNA binding; DNA-binding transcription repressor activity, RNA polymerase II-specific
Source: RefSeq, a predicted model, not a curated record
GAACUACAGGAACCUGGUCUCAGUGGAACAUCAGCUUUCCAAGCCAGAUGUGGUAUCUCAGUUAGAGGAGGAGGAAGCGCUCUGGUCGGUGGAGAGAGGAAUUCCUCAAGACACCUUUUCAGUUUUCACCUAGAUUCAAGUUUGUGGAACUGUCCCAGGUCUUGACUGGUUCUGUUAAUGAAGUGUGAAUGAGAAGGGACUUAGAGACAUCCAGGCAGAGGUUUGUGAAGCCAGUGGAAUGCACCUCUCUGAACUUCAGGAAUCCUGGUGGGGCAUAAAAACUUGGGAAUCAUUGGUGUUUGAAAUGGCAUGCUUUAUUUACUAUAAGAUGAGACCAUCAUCUCCAACAGUAUUCUCUGCCAUCACUCGUGUAGUGGUGACUCUUCCCAAUGCAGGGGACUGGGUUUAAGUGGAAAGCUCAGCCUUUCUCAGGCAAUUCAUUUUGUGUGGCUCUCCAGCUCUCCCUGACUGCAAAAAUGGCAGCACAGUCAUUGGCUGAAGUAGAAGGGACGCUGAGUAAUAAGCACUUAAGACAUGGCAUUCAUCUUUAAGAAGGCACUGAUUUGGGAAGAUGCUGUGAAGAUAAGGAAUGUGGACAACUAUUUGAUGGCACUCAGAUCUUUUGCCAUCACUCUGUCCUUUCAAGAAAGUAUUGCCACAUGGGUGGUUUGGGUGGAAAACCUGAUACAAUCUAGAUUUAAUCCAUAGGAAAGCAAUGGAGUAAAGACACUAUUUUGAAGGUCAUGAUUAUAGGAAAGCCUGCAGGACAUUUAAUUCUUGACUUGUCAAGGAAUGAAGCAGGAGAGAUGAGCCCUACAAAUAUGAAUGUAGCAACACUCCAAUUAGUGCAAGCUUUAGCAGAAAAAAAUAACUUCCACAAGGAGAUUAUUUUUUGGGAGGAAGAGAAGGAAUUCUUUUCUAUGUUUCACCCUUUGUGUAACCUGAGAGGACUCACACGGGCUAUAAAGCAAAUGUGUAGUGGAUGUAGGAAAUCACUUGUUUUAUACAAAGGAUAAUUUAUUUUAAGAACAAGACUGAAUAAAUGUGUUUAUUGUGAGAAAGCUUAUUUUCAGCUCAGGCUUUAAGGAAAGGCUCACAUGGGAGACUAACAUGCUAAGACCCUGAAUAGAGGAAGUUCUUUUCAUGAGUUUUUUGACAUGAGAACUCAAACAGGGAAGAAAGCCCAGGAAUUUGAUCAUUAACUGGAAAGGCUUCUGGCCUGAUUCACUCUGGUCUGACUUGAGAAAGCUCAUACUGGAAAAAAUAAAAACACAAAAAAACAGUUGUAUUAAAUGUGGAAAAGUUCUCACACCAAAUAAAUUACCUCUGAGAACUCCAAAGCCAGGGGAAUGUGAGUGCUGUGGACAGGAUUUCAUGCAUAGCUCUCUUACUCAGCAUCACAGCAAUCAUACUGGGAAACACCUGAGAAUGUAAUCAGUGUUAGGAAGGCUUCAGGAGGCACAGAACCCACUGGCAAGAAGUCCUUCAGUAGGAGUCCUCAUUGUAUUCAAUAUCAGAGGACUCAUAUGAGAGCAGACCCUCAAUGUAAUCUGUGUGUAAUCAUCAGCCUUAGUUCCCACCUUAUUUGACAGAACAGCAACAACAAAACAAACAACUUACACUGGAAAGAACCACAUUGAAGAAUAAAAAUGAAAUAUCUCAUCCUGUUUUAUACCAGAUAAUCAUACAGAAGGAAAACUCUAAAUAAAACAUCAUAUAAGUAUACAAAUACAGGAAAACAGAUCAUGUCUUUUUCCAACUUGUUCUGUUACCUGACCUGAACACCUAGAACAAAUUUUUUUUUUUUAAUAUUUUUUAUUUGACGGAGACACAGCGAGAGAGGGAACACAAGCAGCAGGAGUGGGAGAGGGAGAAGCAGGCUUCCUGCCUAGCAGGGAGCCCAGUGUGGGGCUCAAUCCCAGGACCCUGGGACCAUGACCUGAGCUGAGGGCAGACGCUCAAUGACUGAGCCACCCAGGUGCCCUAGAACAAAUAUUAAACAACGUGAGAGCAGUCUUUAUUUCAGUUUCCCAUGUAUGUUCCCAGUUGCUAAGACAACAACUCAGUCUCUAGCCCAGGAAACUGUUGGGUGAAUGAAUGGUUGAAGAAACUAAAAAUCAAGAGUAUGUCUUCAAAGAGAUUUUGAAGACAAUGCCAGGCUGAGACUAGAGGGUGGGUAAGGGGUGAUAAGGGGAAAUCUUGAGAUACAUAGUGCUAUUAAGAACUCCAAAAGGCUCACAUCCUGGAGAGUGGGCCAAGACUUUAGACUCUCGAGUGACUAUCAAAACAUGUUUGGCAAGAAUCCAGCCUAGCAGAGUGGUCACAUACUGUGCAAUCUUUAUUCAAGAAUACAUUCUCUGUCACCUUCCAUAUAUUUGCUCUUUUGGACCCAUGUAAUCUUGAUCCUUUUAUCUGGAGACUGCUCUGCCUGGUGUCCAGAUGUAAUCCCUGGGGUAAUUUCAAGGCCUGAAAAUGCCUUUUAAUUGAAUAAGAAGGAAAAUAGGGGCAUAAGGCUGGCUUGGUAGGAUGAGCAUGUGACUCUUGACCUUGGGGUCUUGAGUUCAAGCUCCAUGUUGGGUGUAGAGAUUGCUUUAAAAAAAAAGAAAACAAAUGAACUCAGAAGCAUUUGACUCCAAAAGUCCUAAGGAAAGAGGAAAGAUAAAUACAGUUCAAAUAAAUGAAUCAAAAAUGGAGAAGAAAAAAAAACCCAAGAGCUAAUUUUCUGGAAGGACAAAAGGCAAAGACCUACACAGGGAAACAGCAGUACACACACAUUUGGCAACACGUGUAGUUUAUAAUACUUGGUACAACUGUAACAAAGAAUGAGCCAGGUCUAUGUACUGAUGUGAAAGUCUCCAAGAUAUAUGUAUUUCUUAAAAAUAUAUUGUUUAAGAUGUAUAAAGAUACAUAGAUGCACAUAAUAUCAGUGUCUUUUAACCAACUGAGCCACCCAGGCGCCCAAUAUCAGUGUCUUUUAAAAAAAAUAAACACAAAUGUGUGUGUCAGUUGGUUAUUACUGAAUAUAGAAGCUGAUAGGCUGGAAGGAAACUGGGUGGAAGGGUAACUUUGCAUUUUAAGAAGUGUUGCCCAUAACCAUGCUGAUAAAUUGGAAACUGCUAUCUCUUUCCUGCUGUGUUACCAGUCCUGGACACAGUAUAGAUGCCCAGUAAUUACUUCUUGAGUGUAAGAAUGAGCAAACAAUAAAAUGGAAAGAUUUCUGGAAAAGUGUAAGGUUGUCGAAAUUGGGUCAUAGAAAAAUACUAAAGUUAACUUUUCUAGAACAAAGUGGCUAGCUGCCUAUUACUGACCUGGACAGUGAAUGUUUUCCAACUUGUUAAAAUACAGUUUUCAUGGAACAUGAGCAGUUCAAUGACAGAAUGUUGGAAUGUUGACAGAUUUUGCAAAGUAUACAUAGCAUUGUUCUCACUAAAGCACAAAAUAAGAAAAAUAUUAAAAUAUUAAAAAUAUUAAAAAGGAAAUAUUUGUAACUCAACAAUUGUUGAGUUACUUUAAAAAAACUAAUCCUCUGAAAUAGUUUGUUCAUCAGUGUGACAGAUAACAAAAUAAUACAGAGACUAAUAGCUUUGGCUUAUACCAGGAGUAGCCAAUUUAACAGAAAAGAUUUUGUUAAUAGGUGUUUGAAAUGGGGUCUAAGAAUAAAUUAUUUAAGAAAUGAUUAGGAGUUUCUAAGGAAUAAAGUAUUAAGGAAUUUCUAUUUGAAAAAAAUUGUAAGUGGGAUAUAGAAUAAGUAGAAGCAAUGACUUUCUUUAAUCAUUAGUUUCAGAGGUAGAGUGCAGUGACUUCUUUUUGAGGACUUACAAAGGCUAGAAGUGUUACAAAGUCCCGUUCUUUUUUUUUUAAAGAUUGUAUUUAUUCAUGAGAGAGAGGCAGAGGGAGAAGAAGGCUCCCAAGGAGCAGAGAACCCAAUGCGGGACUUGAUGCCAGGGCCCUGGGAUCAUGACCUGAGCCGAAGGCCGACCUGAGCCACACGGGCGCCCACGAAGUCCCAUUCUUGACUUAAGUCCUACCGUCAUUCCAGCCAGCAGCCUCUAGAGAAGUGUUGAUGUAGCCAUUUACCGGCAGAAGCAGAAACGCAAGUCUCUGACCUGGCUGGUCUGGGACAGAGCAGGGGAGUAUAAACCAGGUGUCUUCUUACUGGGUGGCCUGCACUCCCAUCCUGCUCCGGCUCUCGGGUAGAAGGGAACUUUGUAGCAGCAGCAGUCCUCGCAUAAUAAUUUAUAGGUAGGACACAAUUAAAAUGCUAGUAAAAUUCCCAUAUGACAAAUACGGGAAAAUCCCGAUAGCUGAAGCACUCAAGUCACUCUUUGAAGCUGUGUUGAGUCAAUACGUACUGCUUGAGCACCUGCCAAAAUGCCACGUACUGUUACAGGGGUGGGUCAGGGAUGAGCAGGGUUGUAAGGCCCCCUGUCUGUCUCACUGGGCCUGUAUUUAUUCUGGAGCAGCCACUAGCAUGUGGCUUACAUUAAACAGACUAAAAUGAACUUAAAACAGUUCAGUUCCUUAGUCACAUUGGCCAUCUUUUAGAUGGUUCCUGGUCACCUGCAGCUAAAGACUACUAUGUUGGACAGUGUAUCUAGAACAUUUCCUUAAACGAAGAGAGCUCCAUUGGGCAGUGCUGUAGAGAAGGUAGAGAGUGAUAAUGAAGCAGAUACUUUGAAAUGGCAGUCAGUGCCCUGAAGAAAAAUGAAACAAUGGAAUAUGCUAGAGGGGAGUGACAUGGCUGGGCAAUACUAGUUUAGAACUGGGCAGGAAGACAGUUCUGAGGGUGAUACUUGAAUUUAGAGCUGGAAGGGGGUACCAGGUGAAGAUGUUAGGAAAGACUACGAGGCAGGGGUGAGGGGAGUACAAAUACCUAUAGACAAGGCACACUUUGUCACGUUUGAGGAAAAUUAAGAUAGUGGCUGUGAGAAGCACCCUUUGGUGUAAAGGGCAUAAAAGAACAGGGUUUGGAUCCCAGCUGCUGUGUGGGCCUGCGCAGGGCUCCUAGGCUUUUCCAGCAUGGAUUUCCUUUGUGUGAAGGAUGGAUGCCAUUUGCUUAGUGGGACUAUGGUGUGUAAAGCCCAGGUCUUGGGGGGCCUUCAUGUAACAGUAACUACUGUUAUUCAAAGACUUUGAUGUAAAGAUGAUCAUCAACACCUUUGACAGAUCCUCCUCUGGACCUGGCUUUAGGGUUUCGAAUGCACAAGACCCAGUUGACAUCCUCAGCAGUCCAGUGGAGUAAAAAAAACUUAGAAGGUGACGCCAUGGGGUGCCCAGCAGAGCUGAAGAGUGAGUGAUGGGGAGAGGAGGAGAAAGGGUGAAGAGCUGGGGGCAUUCUGGACAAGGAGAAAAAGGAACGGGAGCGUACACAGGGAUGGGGGGAGCUGAGAUAAGCCUCUUCCUGGCCCUGGCCCCCAACAAGAUCGUGAAAAGUCACUAUUACUAGUUACUGUUCUGUUUGUGGACUGGUAGCCUUAGUACAGCUGGUUAGUCCUGAACUCCUGAGCAGUGAGGGAGAGAUGGUUUACCCUGGAAGGGAAGCAGCAGAGACCAACAUCAGAGAAGAAAACUAAGGAGGAAGAAAACAACUCCCAUCAGCCUUUCCUACAUACUGUACCUAAUCACUUGUGGACCUAAUCAAUUAAAAAGAGGAAAUUAAGGCCCAGAAGGACUAAGCACCUUGCCCAAAGGCUUGGUGAAUUUAUAUAACAACCCACUUAAAUAGUUGCAAGUGAGGGGACUAAAUUGCUUAAAACCCCACCCCAGAUCAUUCAGUUGGUGGAUUGAAACCAGUACUUGGAGCUGCAGUUGAUAGAGAUUAUUUUGUGUAGCUCCAUGCAGAUGAGUGGGUCAUUCGGUCCCAGCUGUGCCCCAUGAGUUGAGGAUCUAUUUCCAACUCUGCCAGCUGGUAACUUAAGAGGUUUCACUCUUUGUGAAGUGGGGUGAAUACUUGCUGGCACAGACCGAGGUUGGGGGAUGGUCCAGAGGAUCAGAGAUUUAGAGGACUUCAGUGCCUAGAAGGACACCACUGGCUUCCAGGCUUGUGACCCAUCUCGUUGCAUAGCACCCAGUGGGUGCUUCACGAGUACCCUGCAGAAUGUGUGUUGUCCUGAAGGGCUGCUAACAGCAGGGAGAGCCAGACUGCAGAUCCACGCAGCCUCUCAGCACCACAAUGAUCAGCAGAGUUCCCAACAUCCAAACCUACAGAGGCUCUAAAACUUAAAACGGUAAGAGUUAAUAUUUUUGAGUGAGCAUUCAGUUCAAGAUUUUGAGAAAUUGCCCUGGUGCCCCCAAGAAUAAGAGGAGGAACAAAGUACAUGAUCAGGAUUAAAGGAGAAAUAAGGGAGAUGGAGUGGAAUAAAAAGAAUCUACAGUUAAUUUUCUUCAGAGAUAAAGUACUAAAUAAUCUCUGUGAUUAACCAAGGAGUUAAAAAACAAGUUUUAGAAAUGAGAAAGCUGGGAAGCAUUGUGGAGAAUAAAAAAAAAUUUUUAAGCGUCAUGCAUGAUUAUUGCUCAAAAUGGUACCCGUGGCCCAGCAAGGAGCCACUAGGGAGCGCUACCUCCCCUCGGGAUUCCCCCUGGGAAUUCAGGAACGUGCCCUCCCUGGCUUCCUGAGUUACUCGGAAAUCUCAAGCUCUAAGAGCUCUAAUUGAUAGGGAAUACGUGAACUUUGCUUUCAAAUCGAGAAUGGGGGGAGGGGUGAACCCCCAGAAGUCCUAAGAAUAGGAAGGGAAUUAAAUGCUAAAUACAACGGCAGGGGGGCGCCUGGGUGGCUCAGUCGGUUGAGCCGCUGCCUUCGGCUCAGGUCAGGAUCCUGGAGUCCCGGGAUCGAGUCCCGCCUCGGGCCCCCUGCUCGGCGGGGGGCCUGCUUCUCCCUCUGCCCCUCCCCCCUCUCGUGCCCGCUCGCUCUCUCAAAUAAAUAAAUAGAAUCUUUAAAAACAAAUAAAUACAACGGCAGAUACAGACGAGUUGGGAAGGGAAGCCAAUGAAAUGAGUACAGAAGUUUAGGGGAAGAGGUCGGAAGUGGAGGUCAACGCUGUAGUCACUUUUAUCAAGGAGAAAAAGUCACUUCAAACCUAGGAGAGGGGUGUGGCUGUGGCCAAGACUGAAAGGCGCGGCCCGGGGCCCCUCCGGGGCGCGGCGCGGCCUCACCCGUCGCGGGCGACCCCCGAGCCCGAGCUGGCUCACUGGUCGGAUAGCGCGCCCGCAACUUCCAGCACUCGUUAGGGUUGCGAAACCGGCCGACCACAUGCGAGCCGAGGUUUGUAGUCAGGGGAUCCGGAGGAGGGAAGAGCGGAGAGAGCCUACGGGGACGGGGGCACGGCGACGGCUGAGGGACACGGGUGAGUCGCCGCCCGGGGGGACGCGACCGCGCCCGCCCCGCCCCGGCCCGCAGAAGACUUGAAGAUCAGCGAGGCCUAGGAGAGCUCCUAGGUCAUGAUACAAGUCUACGUUUAAGUGUUUGAGGAGCUGUCAGACUGUUCUGCAGAAUCGUGCAGCAUUCUGUAUUCCCACCACCAGCAGUUUCUCCACGUCGUCACCAGUAGUUGUUACCAUCCGUCUUUGGUAGUAGCCAUCCUAAGUAUCCUGUAGCUCAUGUGGACCCUCAGUUGGAUCCUCUUCCUGCUGGGAAUCCCCUGAUGAAGAUCAAAGUCGUUGAAGUCCUCACACUGAACCAAGAGGUAGCUCGUCCCCGAAACGCCCAGAUCCGGGCCCUCUAUGCUGAAGAUGAGGGCCUGAGCCCAGAUGUGCUCGGGGAGCCCACUCAACAGCUAGGCAAGCAUCCAGCUGAUCCCGAGGCCGCGCGCCAGAGGUUCCGGGGCUUUUGCUUUGAGGAAGUGGCAGGGCCCCGAGAGGCCCUGGCCCGGCUGCGUGAGCUGUGCCGCCAGUGGCUGCGGCCCGAGGCGCACUCCAAGGAGCAGAUGCUGGAGCUGCUGGUGCUGGAGCAGUUCCUGGGCGCGCUGCCCAGGAAGCUCCGGAUGUGGGUGGAGUCGCAGCACCCAGAGGACUGUCAGGAGGCAGUGUCCCUGGUGGAGGAUGUAACCUGGAUAUCUGAGGAGGAAACAUUACCCGCCCAGGACCCCUCCUGCUCUCUCCAGACCACAGCUCCUCAGGAAGAAAAGGAGGAGAACAUGACUACCUGGCCGGCGAAGGCACCACCUGAGGCACAGACUGUGGCAUUGCAGGAACCAGUGACCUUCCUGGAUGUGGCCGUGGACUUCAGCAAGGAAGAGUGGGGGCUGCUGGACCUGACACAGAGGACCGAGUACCACGAUGUGAUGCUGGAAACCUUUGGACACCUGGUAUCUGUGGGGUGGGAGACUACACUGGAAAGUAAAGAGUUAACUACAAAGUCUGACAUUCCUGAGAAGGAACCAGCCCAUGACCUGAAAAUGGAAGAAUUCUCAAGGGAUGACACCUGGUCCCCUACGUCAAGAGACGUCUCACAGGGUGAGGCCCAGGAAGUCUUGGACACAGCACUGAAGCAGGUGGGGCCAACUCAGGAAGAAACCCUCCCUCAGAAAAGCCCCCCAUCCCGGGCAAACACUAGCCUUGUCACAAGCCAUAUUUCACUCCAGAAAACUCUCCCUAGAAAACGCUUGCGCAAGCGUGGCUCGCAGGUUAAGAAGGUGACGCGCGGUCCGUGUGUCAAAGUUCAUCAGAAGGGCCACAAAGGGGAAAAAGCCAGAGAAAAUAGUGGUUGUGGGAGAGCCUUCAGCCGGAGCGCUCAGCAGAUCACAUUCACAAGAAUCCACAAAGGGAGCCAAGUUUGCCGAUGCAGCGAAUGUGGCAAAACUUUCCGAAACCCAAGAUACUUCUCUGUACAUAAAAAAAUCCACACAGGAGAGAAGCCGUACGUGUGUCAGGACUGUGGGAAGGCAUUUGUUCAGAGCUCCUCCCUCACACAGCAUCAGAGAGUCCACACGGGAGAGAGGCCAUUUGAGUGUCAUGAGUGUGGGCGGACCUUCAAUGACCGCUCGGCCAUCUCCCAGCACCUGCGGACUCACACUGGAGCCAAGCCCUACCAGUGCCAGGACUGCGGGAAAGCCUUCCGCCAGAGCUCCCAUCUCAUCAGGCACCAGAGAACGCACACCGGGGAGCGCCCCUACACGUGCAACAAAUGCGGAAAGGCCUUCACCCAGAGCUCACACCUCAUUGGGCAUCAGAAGACACACAGUGGGGUAAAAUGCAAGAAGAAACAGCCUACCUCAUAGCCCUCCAGCUGAGCCAGUUGAAGAGACAAUGCCU